Messenger RNA from Morone saxatilis (striped sea-bass), 2442 nucleotides. It is a transcript of the gene gpc5a, whose product is annotated as glypican 5a. Bases 258 to 1970 code for a protein of 570 amino acids. The record is from RefSeq and is a predicted model, not a curated record. The transcript has 9 exons. Gene Ontology annotation, cellular component: plasma membrane; extracellular region; cell surface. Lineage: Eukaryota; Metazoa; Chordata; Actinopteri; Moronidae. Gene Ontology annotation, biological process: positive regulation of canonical Wnt signaling pathway; regulation of protein localization to membrane; cell migration.
ACAACAUGCCGCUUUCAAACAGAGUCACACCGCAGCAACUUUCCCUCUGUGUCUGGAUUUAAAUGGUUAUCCGGAGCGUCUCCUCGACACAAACACCGAACCCCACAUAUCGACGCUGAACCCUGACUCCUGAAAUGUGGACCGAACUCACCUGAGAGGACUGUAGGUUCAAAGAAGACACCUUAACUUCCCCGAACGGGCUUGUUUUUUGUUUUUUUUUGGAAAGUAUAAACCCGCGAUUUUUUUAUUUUAUUGAAAUGGAUGUGCUGUGGACCAACUACAUUUUCUUCCUGGCGUGUUGCUCAGCAUUGGGAUUUGGAAGCCCGAACAGAUGCGACGAAGUGCGCAAAGUUUUCCAACUCAGACAAAUUGGACCAAAUCAAUUAUUGCCUUUAAGUCCCAGACCAGGUUCAGACCUUCAGGUGUGCGUGUCCAAGAACCUGACCUGCUGCACCAAGAAGAUGGAGGAGAAGUACCAGGUGGCCGCCCGGAGAGACAUACAGAACCUUCUCCAGACGUCCAGCUCCAGCCUCAAGUUUCUCAUCUCACGCAGUGUGGCUGCUUUUCAAGAUACCUUUGAGGUCCUGAUGAGGCAGGCGGAGAAUCACACUAAUGCGGUCCUCCAGGAGUCGUACCGCAACAUGGCUGAUGAAGCCGUGGGCCCUGUGCAGGAACUCUUCACCGAUAUCGGUCUCUUCCUGCUGGGGUCUGAGCUCAACGUUGAUGACUUAGUACAGCGAUUCUUCGACGCUCUCUUUCCACUGGUCUAUAAUCACCUCAUCAACCCAGGCCUCAGCGACAUAUCGCCAGGCUAUGCAGAGUGUGUAAGGUCGUCCAGCCGUGAUGUGAGACCAUUUGGUGGGGCGCCCAGCGUCCUGGCUGAUCAGAUUGCUCGCUCAGGGGUCUCCGGGAAGCUUCUUCUUCAGGCGCUGCAUCUCGGCAUCGAGGUCAUCAAUACCACAGACCACUUACAGCUGAGCCGCGAGUGCAGACGGGCCCUGCUCAAGAUGCACUACUGUCCUCACUGCCAGGGCUUAACCCAGUCCAAGCCCUGCAUGGGUUACUGCCUCAACGUGAUGCGGGGCUGUUUGGCAAGCAUGGCAGAGAUUGACACCCAUUGGAGGGAGUUUGUUCGCUCCCUGGAGGGCCUGUCAGCACGAAUGCACGGACCUCAGGAUUUGGAGCAAGUACUUUUAGGAGUUCACUCGCUGCUUCACGAUGCUGUUGGACAUGCUCAGAAAAAUGGACCCCGCCUCUCAGCACAGGUGCACAAACUGUGUGGCCCCCCAAGCAGGAAGCUUGCGCAGUCAGUCAGCAUCCAGCACAGCAGCAGAGAAUCCAUCCCUUUCAAAGCUCUUGUCAGAGUGUCAGGGGACUCGCUCGCUGUCAAGAGAAGGGACUUUCUGAAUGGUCUACGUUUCUACCGUACAUACUACGGUGGCCUGGCGGAUCAGCUGUGUGUGAGUGAGCUGGCCUCUGGUGACGGACUGUCCUGCUGGAAUGGAACCGACAUUGUUAAAAGCUAUACCCUCCGUGUGGUGGGCAAUGGGAUCAAGGCUCAGAGUACCAACCCCGAAGUCAAAGUGAAGGGAGCCGACCCUGUAAUAAAUCAGAUCAUUGACAAACUGAAACACAUCAAUCAGCUGUUACAGGGAAAGUCCAUUCCUAAACUGGGGUCACUCGACCAGAUUGAAACAGGAAGUGGCGACGCAGAGGGACGUUAUAGUGGCGACUGUGAUGAUGAGGACGGUUGUGGUGGUUCAGGUGGUGGCGAGAAUAAGAGGAAAGUCUCCAGAGUCUCCAAAUUGAGUCCAGAUGUGACCAGUGAUCACAAACAUCAUCAUCAUCAUCAUCAUCAUUAUCCACCUGCCAAGGAUUCAGAAAUGGAGGGCAGAUCCAGGAGCCUUGGACUGACUGGAGCCAUCUGGGUCUUGAUUUUGCCUUGUUUACAUAUGCUCCUGGCCUUGUAACAGCUGCCUUUUUGCAGCAUGAAACUUUCAAGACUUGAUUUCAAGCUUAUUAAUCCAGAAGUGAAAUGGCCAGUGGACGUAAAGAGCUCCAGUAUGUAAUGGAGCACCACUUCCACACAGUGCAGGACACGGUAGGAGUGAACACUAAUGUUUAUGUGGAAAAUUACAAGACACUCUGGCUUAUAUGUAAGACAGCCUUUGGUUCAGUUUUGCGAAUAUUAAUUAUUUUUUAUCAGUUACCUGGCAUUCAUUAACACUAAAAAUGACUUAUUUAUAACAGCCGAUGUUAAAACUAAAUACAGCAUAAGUUGUAAACAUUUGGUAUUAAUUUAAUUGUAUUUAAUUGUACACAGUCUCCACAGCUUUUGCAAUUUAAAUAUUUUUGGCCAAAUGAAAAUGGCCUGUUUGUCUUAUACCAUCCUAGGAAUCACCUAUAUGUAUAAAACUAUGUUUUUUUAAAGACAUUUUUAUA